This is a messenger RNA of Myodes glareolus (Bank vole), 1277 nucleotides long. The record is from RefSeq and is a predicted model, not a curated record. Lineage: Eukaryota; Metazoa; Chordata; Mammalia; Rodentia; Cricetidae.
GUCAUCUCAACUGGGCGCGGGCGACGGCGUUCUGUGGUAUCUCAGCGUGCGGCGUCGCUGUCGCCGGCUCUGAGGCUGAGCGGAUUGCAGCAGCCGGCCUGUUUCACCUGGUUGUCAGCUCGCGUCGGGUCCCGCGGAGAUGGCAGACGAUCUGGGAGACUUGUGGUGGGAGAACCAGCCGGCCACCACCAGCAGCCCAGGGUCCAAAAAUGAAGAAGAGAGCCACACCCCUUGUUUACCUGUUCAUCUGGCUGCUUUCGUGCGGUCACAGCAGAGUGGACAGCUGCACUAAAAACCAUCUGGCUUUAGAAGAACCAUCAGGUGGUGAGGAAGGAGGAGACACAGAGCUGAUGCAGCAGGACACAGCUUCAGUUCCUGAACCACCAAAGGAAACCAAACAGACCAAACAGCCUACAGAAUGUUUCUUGAGGAAACCAAAGGAAACAAAAGAGGAAGCCCGGAAGACCAGGAAAUGGAAAAAGAGGAAAAUUUCUGAUAUUCUUGCAAAAUCAGAGCCCAAACCAGGGACCCCUGGGGACCUUCAGAAGCUGAUCAAGGACCAUUACAGCGGCAGUCGGUCCGUAGUUGAGCUAGAAGAGCUCAGCCUACCAGACUCCUGUUUCCUUAAGGCCAAUGAUUUGACUCACAGUCUCUCUUCAUAUCUAAAAGAAAUCUGUCCUAAGUGGGUAAAGCUUCGGAAAACGCACAGCGAGAAGAAGUCAGUCCUGAUGCUGAUCAUCUGCAGCUCUGCUGUCCGAGCCCUGGAGCUCAUCAGGUCACUGACAGCAUUCAAAGGAGAUGCCAAAGUUAUGAAAUUAUUUGCAAAACACAUAAAGGUCCAGGAGCAAGUGAACUUGCUGGAGAAGCGUGUGAUACACCUGGGUGUGGGGACUCCAGGGAGAAUCAAACAGCUUGUUAAACAAGAUGGCCUUAAUUUGAACCCCUUAAAGUUUCUGGUUUUUGACUGGAACUGGAGAGAUCAGAAGCUAAGGAGAAUGAUGGACAUUCCCGAGAUAAAAAAGGAAGUGUUUGAACUUCUAGAAGUGGGAGUGUUGGACCUCUGCAAGUCAGAGUCCUUGAAGCUGGGCCUCUUCUAACCCUGGUCCUGCUGAAGUGUCCAGUUGCCAGCAGGCUGCACGUACUCAGUCGCUAGCUACAGUGAUGGAGCUGUGUUAGUCCUGCUCACUGCAAACGCUUCAUGGGGACUUUCGGACACCUGUGCUAUGAACCUCUCCUUUGGCUUAUGCCCUCAUACAAUAAAGAAGCUCUGCCUUGCA